UCUGUUUUCUAUGCCUUAUGUAACCAUCUAUAGCUCAUUAUCCCUUGGCAAUGACUCAUAGAAAGUGAAAACAAAGGGGCCCCAAGCCUCCUCACCUUCCACAUGGGUGAUCAAUAUCUAGUCCAUGAGGACAGGUCCAUUCAAAUCUUCUGUAGUAUGGCUCUAAACAUCUUUUUGAAUUGUAGAACUCUUUGAGUCAAUUUUCCUACUCCAGAUUGUCCAGUUUCAGCUUUGGAUACCAGAGAAACCAGACAAUAGUGAUCCUGUUUCAUUGGAAGCAAGCAAAAAGCUAAUGGAAGAGAGCUCAAGACCACUCCCAGUGCCAGCAGCAGCAGCAGAAGCCAAUUUGGAAGUGGAUAGAGAAGAAGAUGAACAUGAUCCAGAAAGGAACUCUCUGCAUCAGCCACUUCUCAAGAGAACUGCAACGCUCACUACCAAUCAUUUGGCCAUGGUUGGAGCAAAGGUCUCCCAUAUAGAAAGCUUAGACUAUGAGAUCAAUGAGAAUGAUAUAUUUAAGCAUGACUGGACGAGCAGAUCCAGUGUUCAGGUGCUGCAGUAUGUAUUCUUGAAAUGGAUGUCGGCAUUUCUCGUCGGACUACUAACUGGUGUCAUUGCUUCCCUCAUCAACCUUGCUAUUGAAAACAUUGCUGGCAUCAAGAUGCUUCUCAUGGCACGCCUUGUGAAUGAAAAAAGGUAUAUAAAUGGUUUUGUCUACUUCGCAGGGGCAAAUUUUGCUCUAACCAUGGUUGCAGCAACUCUCUGUGUCGUGUUUGCUCCAACUGCAGCAGGGCCAGGAAUACCAGAGAUCAAAGCUUACCUUAAUGGAGUUGACACUCCCAAUAUGUUUGUUGCAUCCACACUGAUCGUCAAGAUUAUUGGAAGCAUUGUAGCUGUGUCUGCAGGCCUAGAUCUUGGAAAAGAAGGGCCACUGGUACACAUCGGAGCCUGCCUCGCAUCCUUGUUAGGCCAAGGUGGAUCAGACGACUACCACCUCAAGUGGAGAUGGCUUCCAUGCCUCCAGAAUGAUAGGGACCGCAGGGACCUCAUCACCUGCGGUGCAUCUUCUGGUGUCUGCGCCGCCUUCAGAGCACCAGUCGGGGGUGUUCUAUUCGCUCUCGAAGAGGUUGCAUCAUGGUGGAGGAGUGCUCUUCUCUGGAGGACCUUCUUCAGCACCGUAAUCGUCGUUGUGGUGCUGAGGGGAUUCAUGGAGUACUGCAACUCUGGAAAAUGUGGCUUGUUUGGAAAAGGAGGACUUAUUCUCUUUGAUGUCAGCUCUGUUUCUGUGAUUUAUCAUGCAAAUGAUCUUCUUCCUGUCGCAUUGAUCGGCAUAAUAGGAGGAGUACUCGGAAGUCUAUACAACCACCUUUUGCAUAAGGUUCUUAGGCUUUACAACCUAAUUAAUGAGAAAGGCCGAAUGGCCAAGCUGCUGCUCAGCCUAGGAGUCUCUCUCUUCACUUCCAUCUGCCUCUACCUCCUUCCAUUUCUUGCACCAUGCACACCAUGCGACCCUUCCAUGGAUGCCGCCUGUCCGACGGUCGGGCGGAGCGGCAACUUCAAGCAAUUCAACUGUCCAAAUGGAUACUACAACGACUUGGCCAGCCUUCUUCAUGCAACCAAUGAUGAUGCAGUGCGCAACAUAUUCUCCACGGGCACCUCGACUGAAUUCCGCGCCAUCUCUCUCCUCAUCUUCUUUGCACUCUACUGUAUUCUAGGCCUCUUCACCUUCGGCAUUGCAGUUCCCUCGGGUCUCUUCCUGCCCAUCAUCCUCAUGGGCUCGGCCUACGGCCGCCUGCUUGCCCUGGCAAUGGGAUCAUAUAUCUACAUCGAUCAUGGUCUUUAUGCUGUGCUCGGCGCAGCUGCACUGAUGGCUGGCUCCAUGAGAAUGACGGUUUCUCUCUGUGUCAUCUUCCUGGAGCUCACAAACAACCUCCUCCUCCUGCCCAUAAUGAUGUUUGUAUUGCUCAUUGCCAAGACUGUUGGUGAUGCUUUUAACCCAAGCAUAUAUGAGAUCAUACUUGACCUCAAAGGAUUGCCAUUCUUGGAAGCAAAUCCAGAGCCGUGGAUGAGGAAUCUCACUGUAGGAGAGCUUGCAGCAGCUAAGCCCAGUGUUGCGAGUCUUCGAGGCAUAGAGAAGGUAGCUCGAGUUGUUGAGGUAUUGAAAUCCACCAAACACAAUGGCUUCCCUGUUGUUGAUCAAGGAGUGCCAUCGCCCAUAGGGAUGCCAACAGGAGCAACAGAAUUUCAUGGACUGGUCCUUCGGUCGCACCUCGUUGCAGUGCUGAGGAAGAAGUGGUUUGUAAAAGAGAGGAGAAGAACUGAAGAGUGGGAAGUGAGAGAAAGUUUUACAUCAGUUGAUCUAACACAAAAGGGGCCAAAAAUACAAGAGGUGGUGCUCACAGAAGAUGAGAUGGAUAUGUACAUUGAUCUACAUCCUUUCGCAAAUACAACACCAUAUACUGUGGUGGAAACCAUGUCAGUAGCAAAGGCUGUGGUGCUUUUUAGACAAGUUGCUCUUCGGCAUUUGCUGAUUGUUCCCAAGUACCAAGGAGCAGGGAUACCACCUAUUGUAGGCAUCCUAACCAGGCAGGAUCUCAAGGCCCACAACAUCUUGGGUGCCUUCCCUCAUCUGGCAAAAAAGGGAGAAAAGUGAAAGUACCAAUUCCUAGUCAAAAGGCAGUAAUGCUACUCAGUUCACAGGGAAUUCACGAUCGCUCGUUAUACUCUGUAAAAUUUUCGCGACCACUAUAAUUAUUCUUUUCAUUCCAAAAGAGUGUUCAAAUAAAACCAAUGGCUUGUAAAACCUCAUUCCUUUUACUUAUUCUUAGAUAUGAUUUUAUCAAAAAGAUACCAAAUAACAGUUUAA
This is a messenger RNA of Phoenix dactylifera (date palm), 2863 nucleotides long. Lineage: Eukaryota; Viridiplantae; Streptophyta; Magnoliopsida; Arecales; Arecaceae. The record is from RefSeq and is a predicted model, not a curated record.